GAGAGAGAUCCCCCCAGCCCCAAACACCAGUGCCAGGUGGUUCCCUUCCUUUGCCUGGAGAACCUCUGAGGCAGACCCUGGUAGCACCAUGGCUUCUGACCUGGAGAGCAGCCUCACCUCCAUAGACUGGCUUCCCCAGCUGACGCUUCGGGCCACCAUCGAGAAGCUGGGGGGAGCCUCCCAAGGGGGACCCCCAGGGGGGAGCCGAAAGUGCCCGCCUGGCUCCCCCACAGAUCCCAAUGCUACCCUGAGCAAGGACGAGGCGGCCGUCCACCAGGAUGGCAAGCCUCGCUACAGCUAUGCCACGCUCAUCACCUAUGCCAUCAACUCCUCCCCGGCCAAGAAGAUGACCCUCAGUGAGAUUUACCGAUGGAUCUGCGACAACUUCCCCUACUACAAGAACGCUGGCAUUGGCUGGAAGAACUCAAUUCGUCACAACCUUUCUCUCAAUAAAUGUUUUCGGAAGGUGCCGAGACCUCGGGAUGACCCUGGGAAGGGCUCCUAUUGGACAAUCGACACCUGUCCUGACAUCUCUCGAAAGAGGAGGCACCCACCGGAUGAUGAACUGUCCCAGGACUCCCCAGAACAGGAAGCAAGUAAGAGCCCACGAGGUGUCCCAGGGAGUGGAGAAGCCUCCCUGUCUCCUGAAGGAAAUAGUCAGAUGUCACUGCAGAGCACCACCCCUAUCACCAGCUUCAAUCAGGGUUCGGGACCUGUGGAUGGUGCUGUGGUUGCAGCUGGUGGUCCAGGACGAGAUGGGGCUGAUGGGCCACCUCCAUUAUAUAGUACCAAUCAUGACUUCAAAUUCUCCUACUCGGAGAUAAACUUUCAGGAUCUGAGCUGGUCCUUUCGAAACCUUUACAAGUCCAUGCUAGAGAAAUCUUCCUCUUCCUCUUCCCCUCAUGGUUUCUCAUCUCUCCUGGGGGACAUGCAGCCUUCCAAUCACAACUACUACAUGUACCAGCAAGCGCCCCAGCAGCAGCAGCCCCCCCAGCAGUCUCAGCAGCAGCCACCAGCACAAGGCCCUUCCUCCGUAGGGGGGACCCCUUCACUGCAUACUCCCAGCCCCGAGGGCUGCCCCCCCCCAGGAGGGAAGCAGCCCGGGGCGGACAGCUACGGAACACCCUCUGUGAUGGCCAUGCACCCGCCCCCACUGCAGCAUGUAGGCUACCAUCCCCAUCAGCAUCACCCCCACCCGCAUCCCCCCCAGCAGCCGCCACCCCCCCAACAGCAGGCCCAGUCCCAGGCUUCCAUCAACAGUACUGGCUUCGCAUUUCCUUCUGACUGGUGCUCCAACAUUGACUCCCUGAAGGAAAGCUUCAAGAUGGUUAAUCGGCUUAACUGGUCCAGCAUCGAGCAGUCCCAUUUUUCAGAACUAAUGGAGAGCCUCCGGCAGGCAGAAAGAAAGAACUGGAGCUUGGACCAGCACCACAUUGCCAAUCUCUGUGACUCCCUCAACCAAUUCCUUACCCAGACUGGUCAGCUGCCCCACCCGGGGGGUCCCCACCAGCCACCACCCCCCACUAGAAUUGCUGACACCUGUGCCCUGACCAGCGGCAAGCAGGAGUCUGCAAUAAACCAAGUGAACUCUUAUGGGCACCCGCAAGCACCCCACAUCUACUCUGGCCCUUCUCCGAUGUACCCCAUCCCUACCCAGGACUCUCCAGGAUAUAAUCGUCCAGCGCACCAUCUGGUCCCCCGGCCAUCCGUCCCACCUCCUGGUUCCAAUGAGGAGAUCCCGGAUGACUUCGACUGGGACUUGAUCACUUAGUGCAUCACAGACUGAAGACCCCAGGGCUAGUGGUGGUGAACCCCUGGGAAAGGAUCUAGAAAUAACCCCAGCCCAGCUCCCCUUCCCCCUGUCUGUACAUAGAUAUAUAGAUAUAUAGAUAUAUAUCUAUUUCCUCUUUUUCUUUUUUUUUUUCUCUUUGCCAGAGAAGCCACUGCAAGAUGCUGCCGAAGAUAAACCCUGCCUUCCCUGUC
Molecule: messenger RNA, 1983 nt
Organism: Gracilinanus agilis (Agile Gracile Mouse Opossum)
Lineage: Eukaryota; Metazoa; Chordata; Mammalia; Didelphimorphia; Didelphidae
Gene: FOXJ2
Product: forkhead box J2
Exons: 11
Coding region: 89-1771 (560 amino acids)
Biological process (GO): regulation of transcription by RNA polymerase II
Cellular component (GO): nucleus
Molecular function (GO): RNA polymerase II cis-regulatory region sequence-specific DNA binding; DNA-binding transcription factor activity, RNA polymerase II-specific
Source: RefSeq, a predicted model, not a curated record